GGCGCCCUGAUGACAUUCUAGCUUUCAGGACGUCAUGGCGGCAACGGGCAAGGGAAGUCACAAGGCCCAACUUUGCCUCCGUGAUCUGUCCCCGCCCUUGUUCCUUCUCUCGUGUGUCGCCUGCUGCCAUGCACACCUCAACACAGCUGCUGCCCCUUCCUCUCUUCCUUCUGCUGUCGGUGAUGCCCGUCUGCAGCGCAGGAGGUGAGAAGGAAGGGGAACAUCCUAGUGCAGUGGAAGCCAACCCGGUGGCCAACUCCUGAUGCUGCCUGCCUUUCUGCCUUUCUCUGUCCGUGUGCGCUGGCUGUGUGUGUGCAGUGCCGCCUCUGGGUGCCCUCCUCCCUCCCAAGCAAAUGGAGGGCUGGGGCUGGGGCGGGCGGGCUGCAAUGCGGUGGCCAUCGGCUGGCGGUGACGUGCAGUUGGUGCCGCAUGAGGGCGCAUUGCGGCUGGAGGAUGGCCCGUCGGCCUUCGAGGGGAGGCUGGAGGUCUACCAUGAGGGACUCUGGGUGCGCCUCUACACACACACACACACGCUCCAAGACAUCUGCUGUCGGUUCCCUGCAACCCAGUGUGUGUGUGUGUGUGUGAGCAGGGUACAGUGUGUGACGACGAGAUCGACGCCGCCGACGCUGACACUCUCUGCUCCAUCCUCCUCCACCAGAUGACCAACAAGACCUCCUCACUGACGUCGGCAGCCUUCUACACCCAGCCGCCCACUCACCCAUUCGCAGCGCCCUUCAGACCCAUAUGGCUUGACGACCUCCACUGCCCCAACGGCAGCGGCACCAAGACAGUGCUCGACUGCUGCCGGCUGGACAAGGAGGAGGAGACCACCUGGCGGAGCCGAUGGAUUAUGGCCUUCAUGGGUGUGGGGCGGCGGGGUGGCGGUGGCGAUGUGUGUGAGCCGAUUGUGUGGGGGAAGGAGAACUGCAGGGGGCACGAGGAGGACCUCUGGCUCAAGUGUCACGUGGACAACACUGGUUGGUGAGGGGAGUGAAACAAGGCGGACAGACAGACGGACACACAUAUACGCAGCGGGCCGGGCUGUGUUGCUUUGGUCAGAUUGGCUUCCGUUGACGGGCUUGAGCUCAGCGGUCGACCCUCGCUCCGCCCGCUGUAUGGCGGAUGACCAGACCACUACCCGUAAGCACACCAUUGCAUUGACACACAGACAGGCAGACGAAAACACCAUACCCACAUCACAUGUGCUUCCUUCCUUUGUCUGUCUGCAUGUGUGGGUGUUGUCGUCAUGUCAUCAGAGCGUCCACCCAAGCACCAUGACCCGCCGCAUUCGUCAACCAGCAACGGCAGCACCCCUUUCGUCCUCCCUCCCAAUGUGCCCCCACCGCCCAAGAGCGGCCCGACAGCCACACACAACAACACACACACGGAGAGCACCAACGGCAACACCAAUCGCACCAGUGACGGGGACGGCCGCGCCCCUGAGGAUCACGCAAACCAUCAUGGUACGUGUGUGACGAUCCCCACCAAGUAUGCCGCCAUGGCCAUGUUGUAUGGAUGUCCUGUGGUCGUGUGUGGGUGGAUGCAGUGGCAUCAUCAGCGGUGGAGGCGUUUCGUCUGGUCAACGGCAGCCACCCCCACGUGGGCCGGCUGGAGGUCCGCAUCAACGGCCGCUGGGGCACCGUCUGCCUGCCCCACUUCGACUUCGCCUCAGCCCGUGUGGUGUGCAACAGCAUGAGCAUGACCACCCGCCCCUUUGUCAACGUCUACCCAUGGAUCGCCUCCCCCUCCCUCCCCCUCGCCCCGCCACACAUGCCGGCCUACCAGCUCGCCCUCACCUGCAGCGGCAACGAGACCACACUGGCAGCCUGCAAGGGCGGGCUGAGAAAGGAGGAGCAGAUGAGCAGCGUCGCGGCGACCACAAGCAUGGCCGUCACGCUGACCAACAAUCGGCCUGACCCCGCUGAGCAGGAGAGGCGCACCAGGAUGCCCUUCAGGCGGCCGGUGCAGAGCGCCGGACAGGAGAGCGGUCAGGCGCAAGGCGCAGGAGCUGAUACGGGCCUGCUUCUGUGCAGUGGGCACUACUUCGACGUCUGGGUGGAGUGUGGGGCCGAUGGUGUGGGUGAGGCGAUGGACACCGACCGAGAGGAGCGGCUGCAGAAGCCGGCGAGGGCCGAGGAGGGGGCAGAUCAGUCAGACAGGAGCGUCACACUCGGCGAUGGCCCAUGAUGAUCAGUGUGUGGUGGCCUUGCCUUGCCUGACGCCUCAGGCACUUGUAUUUGUCGAAAAAGGUCGAGGUGUCUGCCUGUUUCUUGAAGCGAGAGCUGUGCCAGUCCAGUCAGACUUCCUUUCUCAACGGUCUCUUCGUGCACGCUGUUGUUGGGUGCGGGGGAUGCAUGGCGUUCGUUGUUGAGUGUCGCCUUUCGUCUGUCCCCUAGUAGUCCUAGGUUGGCUUCCCGCUACCCCUCCAUUUCACCCGUGCUAUGGUGUGUGGUGGGUCGGUGGCGGGGCGGCGGCCGCAGGACAGAGAGGACAGACCGAAGGAAGCUAGCAACACCCACACACACACCAGACAGACAGACAGACAGACAGACAGACCGGCCGUGUGUAUCUGCUCGACAUGAGACCCUCAGUCUGUCUGUCAUCUCGUUGUUCCAUUGGACACCUCCCGGCAGCUCUCUGGCCUGCCUUCUGUCUGUCAUCACCUCCAUGACCUUGGUCUUUCGGUGCCGUGUGAGUGCUCUGUGGGACUGAGGUGGUGGCGGGGAUGAGAAGCAAAGCGGGACAGAGAGCCGCAAAGGGCAUGUAUUGCUCAGAAAUGAGAGCUACGUACAUCGAAUGUGGAGCCCGUGUUGAUAUGAGUGUCGGUGCCAUUGACUGUAUGACGUCAAGUCCAUUGAACCGAGUCAGAUCUCAGUAAGCACACAUGCCAGCGUCCGACAUGGACGAUCACUCUUUCUCUCUUGCGCGAGGGCUCUUCUUUAUCC
Messenger RNA from Vitrella brassicaformis, 2948 nucleotides. NCBI's taxonomy places the organism in Eukaryota, Vitrellaceae. The record is from the annotation of a GenBank genome assembly.